This is a messenger RNA of Heterostelium album PN500, 120 nucleotides long. RefSeq lists its product as uncharacterized. The transcript is spliced from 2 exons. The record is from RefSeq and is a predicted model, not a curated record. NCBI's taxonomy places the organism in Eukaryota, Evosea, Eumycetozoa, Acytosteliales, Acytosteliaceae. The coding region runs from base 1 to 120 and encodes 39 amino acids.
AUGACAGAUCCUACUGAUCAACCAAAUGAAACAACCACAAUGAGUGAUCUCGAUAGUAGCAAUAAUAAUAAUGAAAGUCAAUCAGCUACUACUCUAUUCCCAGAGGUCGCUCCUUAUUAA